AGACGCACGCGCGCACACAGACAGAAUUGACUAUACUGUAGUAAAUGCACAUUUAAAAUUGUUUUUAAACGUAUAUUAUAAAUUGUCGCUUUCCCCCGAUUAUAUUGAAAUGUAAAGCUGAUAUAUUUAGACAAACCACUGAGCGUAGAUAGUGUGCUGGAUUCUGACGUCACAGUUGGUUGCCGUGGCAACACUUCCUCAAACAGGAGCCGUUAAAUAGAAGGUUUUUCUUUACGCUCCUUUAUCAAAUUGAAAGUUUUCUCUCGGUGAUUGGGCAGAUAUGCAGAUUGGACAGAGAAGCCAAGCUCAGUGUCGGGAAUUUACCGGACCUACACCUCACUCAGUGGCAGUGCGAGCCAGACAGUCAUCAUGCAGAAAAUCAGAUUACCUUAUCGUGGAACGAAGGAAACAGGAGGAUGCUCGCAACAACGUGCUGGAGUUUACCAAGGACCAUCGUGCCUGCGAUGUGAGAAUGCGCUGGGAAAUGAACACCGAGCAGAGGAUGGUGUCGGCCACUAUCGGGCGGCGUGUCCAUGAGGCAAUGGAACAGUACGAGAUGAGCAUCGAUGAACGGAGAGAAAAGUUGCGUAAAAUGUUGGAAUCUGAGGAGAGAGAAUUGUUGCGAGAAAUGGAGGCAAAGGAAGACACUGUGCUCGACAGGCAAGCCAGGAUGCGCGAGAGAGCAAAGUACCUGCAGGAGAAAAGAGAGAGGGAGAGGCAGAAGGUGGUUGCUGAGAAGCUUGAUCAACUCUUCAGAGAGCAGAGUGAGGAACUGCGGGUCAUGUACAUGCGUCGACAACUGGACGAGGUCUGCACGGAGCGUGCCGCACAGAUCCAAACACAACGAGAACAGCGUCAACUGCAGCAGGAGGAAGAAAUACUGUUUGCACAGCUGUGGGAAGGAGAUCGUCUGGCUAAAGAGCAACGAGAGAACCUGCAGGCUCAGCGUCAGAGAGAGAAUAACUUGCAGCAGCUGGCUGUCCUGCGCAGUCAGAUGGAGGCUGCAGAGCAACAAAAGCUUCAGGCUAAACAGCUCAAAGAAGAAGAGGCCCAGUUACUGCGAGAUCAGAGGGAGAUGAUGCGCCUGGAAGAACAACGGGAGGAAAAACGAAAGCUCCAGGAUCAGGAGAGCUGGUGCAAACAGCUAGACACCUCACUGCGUCUGAAAAUGAAGCGUCUGGCACGGGAACAGCAGGAGGAUCUGGCGUUGGACAUGAGCAUCCUGGAGCUUACACUGCUUACACCGGUGAAGGACGAGAAAAAAGAAGAGACUCUGAGGAAGUUGGAACUGCGUGAGGAGCAGCGCAGGUAUCGGCAGUACCUGGCAGAGCAGUUGGAGGAGCAGAGAAAGCACGAGGCAGAGACGGAGCAGCUGAUUGAGGCUGAGCUGCAGCAGACGUGGAACCGCAGGGCGCAGCAAAACCGUCUUGUGAAAGAAGCCAAAGACCGGCUCAUGAAAGAUGUUAUGGACACACGGCGCUUACAAAUUCAGGAACAGUUGGAGAGGAAUGCUCAGAAACAGGCUGAACUGGCUAAGGAGAGAGACGAGCUGAAUAGAACCAUCCAGGAGAACAAGCUGCUGGACGAACAGGAAAAAACACGUCUCAGGGAGGCGGGUCAGGAAUAUCAAGCUUGUCUGUUGGCUCAGAUUUUGCACAAGCAGAGGUUGUGUGAUGUCGAGCAGGCCGAGAAAGAUCAAGAGGUCCAAAGGAGUCGAAUGUUCCAGGAGCAGUACAAUCACAAGGUGCAGGAAAUCCUGUCCAGACCGACAUCUCACACCACAGCAGUUCAUCCUUUUAGAAGAAGAAGGGAUCGACCAACCACUGACUAAACCUGCUCAAAUCAAUAGCCAUAAGCUGUGAUUAGCUCUAACAAUGAAAACUAUAGGUUUUUAUAGUUUUAUAAGCUGAUAUACAGUAUCUUUGACUUGUGAUUUAAGAUUUGCAAAACAAAAUAAAAAUAAAAAGUUAUAAAAAG
Messenger RNA from Ictalurus punctatus (channel catfish), 1977 nucleotides. It is a transcript of the gene cfap53, whose product is annotated as cilia and flagella associated protein 53. Bases 281 to 1831 code for a protein of 516 amino acids. Lineage: Eukaryota; Metazoa; Chordata; Actinopteri; Siluriformes; Ictaluridae. The transcript is spliced from 8 exons. The record is from RefSeq and is a predicted model, not a curated record.